Messenger RNA from Dentiscutata heterogama, 734 nucleotides. The record is from the annotation of a GenBank genome assembly. NCBI's taxonomy places the organism in Eukaryota, Fungi, Glomeromycota, Glomeromycetes, Diversisporales, Gigasporaceae.
AAGAUUACAACUGUAAAGAUAAAAUUAUUAUUGAGCAAAUUCCAUAUGAACAAGUAAUUCAAAAUUCUGAUUUGAUACCUUGUAAUUGGAUUUCAAUGCCACAAUCUCUUAAGUUAAUUGCUAAAGAUUUAGAGCUAUUAAAAAAUCAACAAAAAAUUAUUUCUGAUAAGAAGUUUUAUUCAAAAAAUUUUUUAUUUUUUGGUGAUAGUAGUAGUGAAAAAACAACAAUUACAGAAAAUUUGGCACAAGAAUUGGCUCAAGGUCGAGAAAUUUGCAAGAAAGCAAAUGAUCCAAAGUACUUUGAUAAGUAUAAUAAUCAUAAAGUUAUUAUAAAGCAAGAGUUAACUUAUGAUAUGUUUAACUUUGAAGAUUUAUUAUUACUAUAUGAAAAAGAUCAAUGUAUUAUUAAGCAAUAUAACAAAAAAUCUAUUGAGGUGGUAUCAAAAUACAAUAUUUUUACAGCACAAGAUCAAUUUGAUGAUAUAUUUAGUUUUCACAAAUGGACAUUUGAUAAUAAAAGUAUAAAAAUUGUAAAUCGUUAUAUAUCGAAGAAAGUUGAUUAUUACUUUAUAUGGACUGAACCUGAUGAACUAGGUGAUAUAAAUGAUUUUAUGAAUGGUCAAUUUGAUAUCAAAAUAUGUGAAGGUUUGGAUUUAGAAUCAGCUAAAAAAUAUGUGUAUGAUAAGGAUUUUGAAAAUCUCUAUGAGUUAAAAGAAGAUAUUUACUUGAAAUGA